Glycine soja is the source of this 1709-nucleotide messenger RNA. RefSeq names its product probable mediator of RNA polymerase II transcription subunit 26c. NCBI's taxonomy places the organism in Eukaryota, Viridiplantae, Streptophyta, Magnoliopsida, Fabales, Fabaceae. The transcript is spliced from 10 exons. Bases 143 to 1087 code for a protein of 314 amino acids. Gene Ontology annotation, cellular component: nucleus. The record is from RefSeq and is a predicted model, not a curated record.
AACAAACAACACACGCAUGAAAAUAAUAAUUAAUACUACUACUAAUUAAUAUCCUCAACAUAAAAAAAAAAAAAGUUUUGCGGAAUAUACUUUUGCUUUCCUUCUGUUAUGUGCUGGUCGAUUUCGUUUUUCCGGUUUGGAUAUGGAUUCGGAGGAUUUCCGAUCCAUUCUGGAGAGCGCGGGCGUGGACGUUUGGGCCCUCAUGGACGCGGCCAUCGCGGUGGCCUCCGCCGACCACGCUCACGAGUUGAAGCGCCGGAGAGAUGGAAUCGUUGAGCGCCUUUACGCGGCCAGUUCACCGCCGCCGCUGUGUCGGAACUGCGACGCCGGCGACGGGGGAGAAAUCAGGACGCAGAGCAGUCCCUCCGCGGAGGAGGAAAAGGAUCCCUACGGAGGCUUGUUCGACGACGAGCAACGGAAGAUUCUAGACAUUAAAGAGCAACUCGAAGACCCUCACCAGUCCGAAGAUUCGUUGGUGGAGUUGUUGCAGAAUCUAGCAGACAUGGAUAUUACAUUUCAAGCGUUAGAAGAGACUGACAUUGGGAGGCACGUGAAUCGGUUGCGGAAGCAUUCGUCUAAUGAUGUUAAGAGAUUGGUCAAGUUACUCGUCAGGAAGUGGAAGGAAAUUGUAGAUGAAUGGGUGAAGUUGAAGGCCCCGGGAGAACCGGGUACUGCUGUCAUGGCUGAUGAGGACUCGCCUCAGCAGAGAAUCCUACAAAAUGGGCAUCGUCAGAUUCCUGAUUUUGCAUACUCACCAAAUCCACACUAUGGGAGUUUUGGGUCAGAGCGCAACAAUAUUGAAGCAGAACGAAAACCAAAAGCAAUUCCUCGCAAAGAAGCUCCUUCAAAACCAUCGCCAUCAGUCACUACUCCUGCUCCUCCUACUCAAAACAGACAGAGAGAAAGCAAUUUUGACCCGGAUAGAUUUGCUUCAGCCAGAAAACGGCUUCAAGAGAACUACAAAGAUGCUGCAAAUGCCAAAAAGCAAAGAACGAUUCAAGUGAUGGAUCUCCAUGAGUUACCAAAACCCAAGAAUGCCUUCCUUGGAAAAAACAAAGGCGGCACUGGUCAGGGAAGGCACUGGUGAGUGGUGACCCGUAAUGUUCGUGCCAAAGUUCCUUGUAAAAAGGCUUUUUUGUGGGAGAGUGAUGCCGCAUAGUCCUAAAAACCCGGUUGAUUCCUUUACAAUUUUACUCCCCAACAUAAAAAUCCGUAUGGUUUUAUGUUUACUUAUUUAAUACUAUCAACAACCCCCUCCCCCCCCCACACACACACACAAAAAAAAAAAGCAUAAUAUUUUAUGUGCCAAACUAUGAUUUUUAUGAAAUGUGGGUUAGUUGCGGAGCACGCGUGAUGAUUUCAGCAUCUGAAUGAGGAUGGAAGGGAGGGGAGAUGAUUUUUUGGAGAUUUAAACCAUUGAUUUUUUGGGUUGGAACCUGAGGGCAUGCUAAUGUUUGAUUUGGUGCUCCAAUAAGGAUUGUUUAGCUUGAUGUUUGUCUUUGUUCUUAUCUUAAUGCCACAUCCAACAAUUCUAGCCAGCCAAGUCAAGAGUUGACUACUUUCUAGCACUAUUAAUUUGCACGGGUCAGGGUCGUGGGGUAGUUUAAUUGGUGCUAUAAUCAAUAAUUAUUGUUCGGCCUGGGACCCUAGUACUGUAGAAAGUAAACUGAUCUCAACAAAUGAGUAGAAGAGGAGCGUAUUUCAAUUAA